AUGACACAGCAUCCCUCCCUCACCACCGCCACAUCACCACCAGCCUGCAGCACUCCCCCCGGCCACCCAAAACCCCAGCACCAACCAGCCCGACCAAAAUCGCACGAAGCGACACAAACCAUCCACAUCCGCACCACCGCCUCCCCCACCCACGCCGGCCCCAUCGCCCACCUCGGCGCCCAAGUCUUCACCGCCACCUUCGGCCACUCCGUCACCCCCGCCGAGCUCUCCGCCUACCUCGACUCCGCCUACACCAUCCCCCACAUCGCCGCCGACCUCGCCCACCCGGACAAAACCACCAUCAUCGCCACAUCCACGGGAAAAAACGGCGAACAACACCAACACCUCCUCGGCUUCGCCCUCCUAACCCGCAACUCCAACCGCGCCGAGCCGAGCGUCGCCCACCUCGACCCGGGCGAAUGCAUCGAAUUGCAGCGGCUGUACGUGGCGGGGGGCGCGCAGGGGAGGGGGGUGGGGUCGCUGCUGGUGGGGGAGGCGGAGAGGAUGGCGCGCGCGGAGGGGAGGAAGCACGUGUGGUUGGGGGUGUGGGAGGAGAAUUGGGGGGCGCAGAGGGCGUAUGCGAGGUGGGGGUUUGAGAGGGUGGGCGAGCAUGGGUUUAGUGUUGGCGGGGUGGUGCAGGUGGAUUGGGUUAUGGUGAAGGGGUUGGCGUGA
Molecule: messenger RNA, 672 nt
Organism: Diplodia corticola
Lineage: Eukaryota; Fungi; Ascomycota; Dothideomycetes; Botryosphaeriales; Botryosphaeriaceae
Product: acyl-n-acyltransferase protein
Exons: 1
Coding region: 1-672 (223 amino acids)
Molecular function (GO): acyltransferase activity, transferring groups other than amino-acyl groups
Source: RefSeq, a predicted model, not a curated record